This is a messenger RNA of Drosophila grimshawi, 522 nucleotides long. RefSeq names its product probable salivary secreted peptide. Lineage: Eukaryota; Metazoa; Arthropoda; Insecta; Diptera; Drosophilidae. Bases 128 to 493 code for a protein of 121 amino acids. The transcript has 2 exons. The record is from RefSeq and is a predicted model, not a curated record.
GCACAGCAGGUGAAACAAAACUCUUUUGUUUAGAGCCAGAAUCACGCUUGGUACUCUAGGCCAUUGUUGCACAGACCUAUAUAAAUGCGACUUACAUUUUGAGACCCGUUAAUUAAGCGCAUACAAUAUGCAAGCCUACUUCUUUACCACAUUGCUGUUAGUCUCGCUGGCCGCAGUCAGCCACUCGGCUGGGACCAAUCAGAGUCACAGUGUGGCAUGGGGUGGUCGCAUGUUUCGGGACACACAUCUGGAGCGGGUCAUCAUCACAGAGAAGUCGCGGUUCUUGCGCGUUGUCACACGUGACUAUCAUUUUCAACAAAUUGGCCUCCAGCGUCGCAUCACCCAAAUUGUGGUCACUGAUCAAGUCAGGAAUGGAGGCGGCGGCUAUGCUCACCUUGUCGCUGGCGGUCCAAAUUCCCACUUUGUCAAGAUACAUUUCAAGAGUCAGCGCAACAAGGGCUUCAGUUUCAUUGUGGACAUUUAUGGCAUUUAAAUGAUUUAUUUCAAUUUGUAUUCAACUUA